AUGCGUACGCAUACUGGUGAAAAAAACCACGUGUGUGCCGCAUGUAGUAAGAGGUUUGCUAGUUCUAGUAAUCUGAAUACCCACACGAAGAUCCACACUGGAGUAAAGGACUAUCACUGUGAUCAAUGUACUAAGGCAUUUUCCACGAAAGGUCAACUGUACCAGCAUAUGUUGGUUCAUACCGGCGAAAAAGCAUACCUUUGCGAGUAUUGCCACAAAAGAUUUUCACAAAAGGCGCACUUAGUGAGGCAUCUGAAGACUCACAAGAACUGACUUUGGAGUGCAUCUAUUUGUAUUUAUUUUAGCAUUUUAAAAUAUUGUGCCUAAGAAUGAAUGACUUUAUUGCUUGACCUUAACUUCAUAUUUUAUCGGGGAUUCAUUUGCUAAGAAGUUACCUCAUCUAAUGUUGGAUUUAUGGAGACAGACAAACGUUAAACAUAUGUGUUUUUUCAUACAAUUGGCCAUUGAUUAACGUAUUUUCCAAGAAAAUGAUCAAUCCUAGACUCUAGUUAGAUGUUUAUUUACGAUUUCCAUGAUCACAGUCGUGUUAAAAAUAACCUCUUAAGCAAAAAGUAGUUAUAUCAAGAGAAGACACUUCGCGGAAUUUUUUUAUAAUCCGCCGGUCGGCCCCAUCGAUCUUGGGGGUCAUCUGCAUUAUUCAGUAGGGAAGCCGAUCGUUGAUUCGAUAUCUUACAUAUUUUUAUGCUAAACAGCAAACUUGCCGAGUUUGCUGUUGAGCACCAAAAUACAUAGGAUUUGAUGAGUUUUUAACAUUCGAUAUUAGUAUGCGAUGUAACCAAAACUUUGUGGUCAGCUCGUGGACUUUACUGGUUUGCAAAUAAAAACAGCGAUCUGUGUGUGGAUCGUCCUUAGCUUGGCGGUUUGCGUAUAGAGGGCUCUGAAUGUACCGAGACGGUGUUGCCAAACUGCCAUAAUUUAUAAAACGCUACGGUAAACGCAGUUCAGCUCUUUUCACGCUAUUGUUGGUUACGUCAAAAAUUCAUAGGAUAUAAAUACUCGCCUUAAGGCCAAACUGGCUAGAUAACUAGCGAUCAUUUCAAAUAUAUCGACGAUUAGUCAAAUAAGCAAUUUGAGGUUAGAAAACUAGAAUCUCAAGCUGGCGUGAUUUUUUGUUACUAAAGUUUCUCUCGCGAAAAACGUGAUUUAUAACUUGAUAAAUAUAUUCCGUAUGCUGCAAAUGGAUGAUAAACAUCCCCACCAUGAAUGAAUGUUCAAACAAAAGUGGAGUUCAAGAAAAAAUGCAUUCACUACAACUGAUGGUCAAUAAAUUCAUCCAAAAAGAAUGAUCUAUCUGGCAACACCACAUUUAUCUCCGAUUUGACGCCAUCUGCUGUUUUCGGGACGCCAUGUUUGUGGAGUCCGCUUUUAUCUCUCUCUAAUUUUAUUCGCCUUCUCUCUUCAUAUAAUUACUCUCUGCUUUGAGGAUCUAUGCUAAGCGUUUCCGAGUAGCUCACAUAACUCCGACUCACCGAACCACUGAAGAGGAGUGUUCCUAAUGCCUGCUCUCCCUUUGGUGAACCUUUUUUUCAACAAUUUUUCAAGAAAUCACUCUGGUUCGUGCAUUUCAUUAAAAGUCGGGAGAUCCUGAUGAAAUGAUUUGGAUUUUUACAGCCUGGGGACUGAGGUGUAUGUACAUAAACAGAACGUAAAAGAAGUAAAUAGAACUUUUAUUUAAUUUUAAGACUUGACAUAUGGAAUGUGCAAGAGCACCAGUUUGUAAACAUAAUUUUAUUAUCAAUACUACUACUGUUAAUAUACUGCAAGUUGUAGAUAAACAGAAAACGGCAGCAGUAAAUGUGAAGGUUGUAUAAUGACUUUGUAAAUAGUAGCUUUAGGUAUUUAUGAAAAUGUAUUAUUUAUAUUAAAUAGUAUUAUCAUUAUAUGUAUUUACAUAAUUUUAUAUCUUAAUGUCUGCUUAUAAAUUCUAUAAGACAGCAUCAUUAUCUUAUUUCGUAAUCUAUAACAUGUCAACUACUGAUCAGCUAUUUACGUCAAUAGACGUAAAAACGUGAACAAUAUGUUAUUUUUCUGUCAAAUCUUUCUCCCAUUACGUGUCUAUCGAAUCUUUUUUCCCCAUCUAUGUUUGACAGCUUUAAACCUCAAGCACCACCGCCUAGUGGGAGUAACAUCGGACAUCACUG
This is a messenger RNA of Acanthoscelides obtectus, 2162 nucleotides long. The record is from the annotation of a GenBank genome assembly. NCBI's taxonomy places the organism in Eukaryota, Metazoa, Arthropoda, Insecta, Coleoptera, Chrysomelidae.